AUGGAUUGCAGAUUAAAUAAAUAUGUCUCUGAAUGUUAGAUUUGGUAGGGACUUCAUCACUUCACACAAUCACACAGUAAUUGAGUAUAUGUAUUUGUAUGUGAUGCAUGUAUGAAUUAUGAAGAAAGAAAAAAAAAAGAAAAAAAAGGAGGCAGAGAUAAACAUAAUGGGGGGGUGGAGCCAGACAACUUUUACUUAUAAAUGUGGCGGGACUUGCUAUCCAUUUCAUUAGAAACCUGCAGCUGAAGAAACAACAGUCAGAUCACAGAGCAGAAGAUAAGCAUGAAGUUUAACACAGCUUUGAUUGUUGCCGGAGCCAUACUUCUCAACAUAGCAGGUUCCCUCUGCCAGUUAGAUGUGUGUGGUAAAGCCCCCCUCAACAACAAGAUUGUUGGAGGAGAGGAUGCAACAGCAGGAGCUUGGCCGUGGCAAGUCUGGUUUCGUAUCGCCUCUAAUGGAAAUCUGUUUUUCUGUGGCGGAAGUCUGAUCAAUAAGGACUGGGUUUUGUCUGCAGCACACUGCUUCCAAGGCCUCAGUGCAUCUGGAGUUGUGAUGUACUUUGGGCGUCAGAGCCAGUCGGGCUUAAACCCUGAAGAGACAUACAGGGGAGCAAGACAAAUCAUCAUCCAUCCUAACUAUAACAAUCCUGUGCAUGACAAUGACAUAGCACUGGUCCAGCUCUCCUCAUCUGUGACUUUUUCUGAUUACAUUAGUCCUGUCUGUUUGGCAGCUGCUGGUAGUACAUUUGCUGGAGGUACAAAGAUCUGGAUCACUGGAUGGGGCAGGCUACACUCUGGAGACACUGAGAUUUCUGACAUACUGCAAGAGGUGCAGGUCCCUAUUGUGAGCAACAGUGACUGUUAUACUGCUUAUGGAGGGCUCAUCACAAGCAAUAUGAUUUGUGCUGGAAUAAUAAAUGUGGGAGGGAAAGGUUCAUGUCAGGGAGACUCUGGAGGUCCAGUGGUCAAUAGAAACGGCUCCCUGUGGAUUCAGUCCGGCAUUGUGAGUUUUGGUGGAGUCAAAUGUGAUGACCCCAAAUAUCCCAGUGUGUUCACCAGAGUUUCUCGGUACCAGGACUGGAUCACCUCUAACAUAGGCAGCAACCCACCUGGAUUUGUCGGAUUUAACAACAGUGGAUUCAGAAGUUCACUCAGCCUCCUUUUAUUUGCCAUUUCUCUCAUGUUCUCCAUCAUUCCUUUCACCUUCUCCUUCUCUCUCUCUUCAUAAAGACUGUUUUAUCAGUAAUCCUCAGGUUUCUUUCAUAAAGGACAGUUAUGCUGUACAUUCUCUUAUAAAUAGUUGAAAAGAACAUAUUGUUAUUGUUAUCUUUUUAAAAUUGAACUAUUUUGAAAAGCUGUUCUUAUUGACAUUAAGAGCAUGCAUCAAUGAUGUUCAGCAUGCUUGAGCAAUCUGAGAUUUAUGAUAUUUGCAUAAGUAGUAGACAUCAACCAAUAUAGAUUUUUUUUUUUUUACAAUGAUACCAAUUAUUUGUUUAUACUGUAUGUCUGAUAGCCCAUAUGCAUAACCGAUAUGGGGUCUGAAGCUCUGUAAUGAUCAGGGAUACUGGUUGUUGAAAAUGUAAUUAUCUUUAAUUAAAUACAAUGUUAUCACACUGUCUAAACAGAAUAAAUACAAAAGAGGAAACUGACUUGGGGAAUGCUCUCUCAGAUUUUUGUGUAAACUGAUAUUUUGAUGAUACAAAGUUAAAAAAAAAAAAGCAGUUUGAAUGUUAAAAACAUUUUGAAUGUUAAAAAAAUAAAUAAAUAAAUAACCCUAAAUCCUGACCCCAAACAUCAGUUGCACACACUCCAACCCGUAAACAAAAGACCCAUAUUGCAAAACCAGAACGGAGGAAAAACAAGGAGAGUAAACAGACAGCAUUGAAUUUUUAGCUUUUCGGUAACCAGGUGAUCACAAAACUAAUUAGGUCAGGGUGUCCACAUAUGUGGGGGUAUUCCAGAAACAGGUUGUAUGUCACAUAUUUUGCUUUAAUUCUAGUUCCUGUUUUUGGUUGUCCCAGUUUCCUGCGUCAGUUUCCUUCCACUGGUUAUAGGUUACUCACUGGUUAACUGAUUAUGCCCACCUGUAUAAAACUGCUUGCAAACAGAUCCUGACUAAAUCUUCCUCCCUGCAACCGACCGUGACAGAAGAAUGCACCACUUUAAUGGAUCUAGCAGCAGUACAGAUCCUCCUCCUCUCACAGGGGGUUCUUUCUCUUGAACAGCAUACACAGAAGUUUCUAGAUCUCGUCCAUCAUAUGCACUACCCUGACAACAACCACUGUGUGUUUCACUGUGUGAGGUGGCCCUCAAAAAACAUUUUUGAGUUCAUGGACUAGAUGCUUUUUCACUGUGGUCCCCCCUUUAUCAUCAGAGAUAGCAGAGAGGAAGAGAGAGAUGAGGCACACAAACUAUCAUCUGCUUGCCCUCCAGAGCUCAGCCAGCCAUCAUAGUUUAGAGUUAGAUAUUGAAGGAAAUUACAUGGGUUAAUCAGUGAUACACGUGUUUAGAAUCACUUUGAGUUCUAAUUCAUAGAGUUGAUUCAAACCAACUUUCUUGUUGAAUUGAUUUCAAAUUGAUCAAACCGAUUUAUAUUUAUCUGUGCAUUUAGCAGGCACCUGUUCAAAAUGAUGUUUGCAUUGCAAUCAGGGUGUAAUGAAUACGCUGGUUGCUAUCUAGUCCAGCAGAGGGCAGUAUUUCAUAAUAUAAAGAGAAGUGCCUCAUCUAGUCUAAGGAAAAGUAUUAUACACCUGGUU
Molecule: messenger RNA, 2755 nt
Organism: Labeo rohita (rohu)
Lineage: Eukaryota; Metazoa; Chordata; Actinopteri; Cypriniformes; Cyprinidae
Product: trypsin
Exons: 6
Coding region: 283-1227 (314 amino acids)
Biological process (GO): proteolysis
Molecular function (GO): serine-type endopeptidase activity
Source: RefSeq, a predicted model, not a curated record